GUACAUUUUACAAAUCGGAGACUUGAUCAAUAAUAUUGCGACCCAUUUCAAAUCAAUUCAAAAUCGACUGCGCAAAACAGAGUAUCCACAACCAAAUUAUUCACAAGAUCAUCAAAACCCACCAACACUUGAUUCUUCUGAUUCGAUCAAAUCAACUUCAAGAUCAAGAAAAUGGCAAAACCAGUAUCCGCACUAGCCAAAUACAAACUGGUGUUCUUGGGCGAUCAAUCCGUUGGCAAAACCAGCAUCAUCACUCGCUUUAUGUAUGACAAGUUCGAUACCUCUUAUCAGGCAACCAUUGGAAUCGACUUCUUGUCGAAGACAAUGUAUCUUGAAGAUCGGACAGUUCGCCUGCAGUUGUGGGAUACGGCUGGGCAAGAGAGAUUUAGGAGUCUCAUACCAAGCUAUAUUAGGGACUCUUCAGUUGCAGUAAUUAUCUAUGAUGUCGCAAGUCGACAAACUUUUCUAAACACUAUAAAGUGGAUCGAGGAAGUUCGUGCAGAGCGAGGUAGUGAUGUCAUUAUUGUUCUUGUCGGUAACAAGACUGAUCUUGUGGAAAAAAGGCAAGUUUCUGUAGAGGAAGGAGAAGCAAAAGCUACCGAGUUAAAUGUAAUGUUUAUAGAAACGAGUGCUAAAGCUGGGUUCAACAUUAAGGCUUUAUUUAGAAAAAUAGCAGCAGCGUUACCAGGAAUGGAAACGCUUUCCUCAACAAAACACGAAGAACUGGUUGAUGUGAAUUUGAAGUCUUCGAGUGUGAGUUCAUCGCAGCCUGAAUCGGGUGGCUGUGCUUGUUGAUUUAUGGAUGCUAAUCUUGAUAAUGGUUCGACGAUUUUCAAGGUCAGAAACAGAAGUAUAUCAAUCGACGCCUUCAUGUUUAUUGCUUUGGUAUCAUCAUUUUCCACAAAUUUAUUAUUUAUGUAACCAUUUCUCUUUCUUUUUUUUUAACCUUCCAAUCAUUCGGUUUGUUCUUGAGUUGCGAUUUGUCGUGUGUAAAAAAGAUUUAUGUAGAUUAUCAAGAUGGAGUUUUGUUUUAUAUUGAUGAAAGAUAUAUAUCUAAGACACAUGUGGUUUGAACUUUA
Molecule: messenger RNA, 1079 nt
Organism: Helianthus annuus (common sunflower)
Lineage: Eukaryota; Viridiplantae; Streptophyta; Magnoliopsida; Asterales; Asteraceae
Product: ras-related protein RABH1b
Exons: 6
Coding region: 172-795 (207 amino acids)
Molecular function (GO): GTP binding; GTPase activity
Source: RefSeq, a predicted model, not a curated record